Messenger RNA from Megalobrama amblycephala (Wuchang bream), 1138 nucleotides. It is a transcript of the gene emc10, whose product is annotated as ER membrane protein complex subunit 10. The record is from RefSeq and is a predicted model, not a curated record. NCBI's taxonomy places the organism in Eukaryota, Metazoa, Chordata, Actinopteri, Cypriniformes, Xenocyprididae. Bases 62 to 817 code for a protein of 251 amino acids. The transcript has 8 exons. Gene Ontology annotation, cellular component: EMC complex.
UUGAAACGCCGUAACUGUUAUUUCCGUUACACAAAGCGGAAGUCUAAAGACUUGCGACAAAAUGGCCACGAUUAGAGCCUUGUCACUUAUUUUGUCCGUCCUGUCAAUUAUUACGCUUUUAUGGACACAGUCUGGCGAAUGCAAUAACGGUCGAAGGGUGGGAGAAGCGGUGGACACCGAUUUCAGCGGAUUCUCUGUGCCACUAGAGCAUUCAUUUGAAGUGGACGAUGUUCCCAGAUUUCACCUUCGUGGUGCCCUACAGUUCAGGGGUGGAAGAGAAAACAGCGUGUAUCUCUCACAAAACCAGCUCUCUGAGAAAGACAGGAAUAUACUGAAGGAGGUGGCAGCAGUUGAUGGUCUGUACAGGAUCCGGGUGCCCAGAGUCUCUCUACAGGUGGAUCGACAGACAGAGAGACAGUCUGAAGGUUACCUCACUGCGUUCGUGAGAGCUUGCUCGUUAGUGGAGUCCCACCUCAGUGAUGUCAUCACACUUCACACUGAUGUCAGUGGAUAUGUCAUCGGCAUUUCCAUAGUGACAAUCCCCGGGUCGUGUCGUGGAAUAGAGGUGGAGGAUGAGGUUGACCUGGAAGUCUUUAACACAACAAUUAGUGUUGUGGCACCAGUCACUGCACCAGCACCUGAAACAGCACCCUACAUUGAGAGGAUGGAACAGGAAAUGGAAAAGAAAGGCAAAAACCCGCAAGAGCAGAAAUCCUUCUUUGCCAAAUAUUGGUAUUUGAUUCUGGGAGGUGCAGUGUUCCUCAUGGCCACCAGUUCAGCACAGACCCCACCAGGGGCCGCCAGAGAGCAGAGCUGAUUUCCAUUCAUUUCAAUGGAUGUAUAUUGUCCCUCUUGUUCUUUUCCUGAUGAUGUCCGGAGCUCAGGAUCAGUCUGGAGGCGGAGCCGGAGGAGGGGCGGCCAAUGGUGGAGGACGAUGAUUCCCAUGGCAACAAAAACUCCUGUGUUGUACAUAAUAAUUUAAAGCAGAUUUUCCGUUCACUGACACUCAUCAUGAAACGUAUACAUUUACAAAGGAAGAAUUGUUCUAGAGAAAUAAUGAUUGAAAAGCUUAACUUAUAACUGCAUUCUUGGAUUGCGUUUUUACUACUGAUUUAAUAAAAUAACUCUGACUGGUAAA